AAAUAUUAAAAGAUAAAAAACAAACCACAAAAUGAAUUUCAAUAAAUUAUUUGUAUUUAUUGCCUUGGUUUUGGCUGCUGUUUGUAUUGGGCAAAGUGAAGCUGGAUGGUUGAAAAAGAUUGGCAAGAAAAUUGAACGUGUUGGUCAACAUACCCGUGAUGCUACAAUUCAAACUAUUGGUGUGGCACAACAAGCUGCUAAUGUUGCUGCAACAUUAAAGGGCUAAGGCAUUAAAAAUCUGA
Molecule: messenger RNA, 242 nt
Organism: Musca vetustissima
Lineage: Eukaryota; Metazoa; Arthropoda; Insecta; Diptera; Muscidae
Product: sarcotoxin-1C-like
Exons: 2
Coding region: 32-226 (64 amino acids)
Biological process (GO): defense response to Gram-positive bacterium; antibacterial humoral response; defense response to Gram-negative bacterium
Cellular component (GO): extracellular region
Source: RefSeq, a predicted model, not a curated record